CAUCUUCUCCAGAGGGUCCAGUCCCUAAACAUCCAACAACCUCCACCCACCAAGGACUGGACAGAGGUCAGCAUCCGUCCACCAUCAUAUGAGGGGACUGUGGUGAAAGCUGUGGUUCAGCUGGAGGAGACACUCGGUAAAGAGAUGAAGAAGCUGCUUGAAGCCGAGCUGAAGAGGGUCCAGCAGUAUGCAGUGGAUGUGACUCUUGAUCCUGAUACAGCUAAUCCUUGGCUCAUCCUGUCUGAUGAUGGGAAACAAGUGAAUCAUAGUGAUGUGAGGAAGAAUCUCCUAGACAACCCAGAGAGAUUUUCUUAUUUCGGAUGUGUUUUAGGAAAACAGAGUUUCUCUUCAGGCAGAUUUUACUUUGAGGUUCAAGUUAAAGGAAAGACUGAAUGGUAUUUAGGAGUGGCCAGAGAGUCGAUCAACAGGAAGGAAAACAUCACACUCAGUCCUCAGAAUGGUUACUGGACGAUAUGGUUGAGAAAUGGAAAUGAGUACAAAGCUCUUGCUGGUCCUCCAGUCCUUCUCUCUCUGAAGUCUCCUCCUCAGAAGGUGGGGGUGUUUGUGGACUACGAGGAGGGUCUGGUCUCCUUUUAUGACGUAGAUGCUGCAGCUCUUAUCUACUCCUUUACUGGCUGCUCCUUCACUGAGAAACUCUUCCCAGUCUUCAGUCCCUGUCUGAAUGAAGGUGGUAAAAACUCUGCCCCUCUGAUCAUCUCUCCUGUCAGAGUAAACUAAUCACUGAUCUCAUUUCAGGUAUUGAUUCAUUUUCAAUCAAGGGAACAAAUGUACAUAUUCAAAUAUUUUACAUCUUAUUUUCUACAAAAUCUGUUUCCUGUGGUGACUGAUUUACACUUUAUUCCAUUUAUUAUCAUAUGUUAAAUGUGAAACAAUUCUUUCCAAAUUGAAUCAAACUUCAUCUUGACAUAUUUGGUGUCUUUAGAAACUGAUUUCUUCUGGAAGUUAUAAUAAAUGUCUGUGGGUUUAACAGAGGUUUAAAUAGAUAUCGUCUACAUAACGUGUGUCAUGAUGCAUCAAAUUAAUGUGUUGAUUAUGUAAUCAGAUCCAAAUUUAUUAGUAUUUGAUGUGCAGCCACAGAAAACAUAUAGCUGAAUAUUUCAUUGUGUCAUGAAGCUUCAUUUAAGAGUGAGGCCUAUUACAUCCCAUAAUGUCUCCAGAACACAGUAUGUGUCCUUGUUAUACCGGGUAGAAAAAGUUAAUUGAUGUUUCUAUCUUGUGUGAAAAGUCUUUUGGAUAAUUACUGGUCACUUUGGCCAUUUUUUAUUUGUUUCAUGAAUUCUGUAAGAUGGUUUAUGAGUCAAAGAAAUGUGUAAAUAUGUGAUUGUAGAAUAAAAAGUGUAAAAUAAAGCAGGUGUUGAACACAA
Etheostoma cragini (Arkansas darter) is the source of this 1385-nucleotide messenger RNA. Its product is annotated as E3 ubiquitin-protein ligase TRIM21-like. Lineage: Eukaryota; Metazoa; Chordata; Actinopteri; Perciformes; Percidae. The transcript has a single exon. The record is from RefSeq and is a predicted model, not a curated record. The coding region runs from base 145 to 738 and encodes 197 amino acids. Gene Ontology annotation, molecular function: protein binding.